This is a messenger RNA of Rotaria sp. Silwood1, 990 nucleotides long. The record is from the annotation of a GenBank genome assembly. NCBI's taxonomy places the organism in Eukaryota, Metazoa, Rotifera, Eurotatoria, Philodinida, Philodinidae.
AUGCACACAAUACUUUUCUCACUUUUAUGUAUCCUUCCAUAUGUUAUAGCUCAAAAUUCUACCGUACUAUAUUCAAUAUAUCCAUGGUUACGACUACCGCCAACUCCUCAAUUUUCUUCUUCUCCUCUUUCGAGUCACAGUGUUCAGAUCAAUGAUAUCCUUAUAUGGUACUCUGUUUAUGGUUCAAAGGAGGGUAUUCCUGUUCUCUUUCUUCAUGGUGGUUUUGCCCAUAGUGAUUAUUGGGCAUUACAAGUUGAACAGCUUAAAUCAUCGUAUACAUGUAUACUUAUGGACUCUCGAGGACACGGUAGAAGUACAAUGUCAUCUGCAAAUAUUACAUACGAUUUGAUGACAUCUGAUGUUGUUGCUUUGCUGAAUCAUCUUGGCAUUCAACGAACACAUCUAGUUGGCUGGAGUGAUGGAGCGAUUAUUGGUCUUAAUUUAGCAAUGAAAUAUCCAAACAAACUGAGUUCAUUGUUUGCAUUUGCUGCAAACUACAUUCCUUCUGGUACGAAAGAUGUUUUUGCUUCGUCUGUUUUUACAGCCUUUUUUGCACGAACUCAAGUCGAGUAUCAAGCAUUAAAUCCGAUGAAGAAAAAUUAUCCAAAUUUAUACAAUAAUCUAACAACAAUGUGGGCUACUCUUCCAAAUUGGUCUCAAGAAGAUUUUGCAAAAAUUGAUAAAAAUUUGCCCGUUUGGAUAGUUGAUGGUGAUCAUGAAGAAGCUAUUUUUCCAGAUCAGCCUAAUACGAUGACUAGUUGGAUUCCACAAGCAGGAGAACUAAUUUUACCAAGAACGAGUCAUUUUGCGUUCAUUCAGGAUCCUGAACUUUUUACUGUAUCAUUGGCAAGAUUUUUAACCGAGGCAUCUUGUUUUGAAUGUAAUAGUACGACAUUAAUACAAUCAUCAGCUAUCAAUAUCUUUUAUGCAUGCAUACAUAAGUGUGUUUUUCUUGCUCUGUUCAUUCAAUUAAUUGAUUUUUUUUGUUGA